Molecule: messenger RNA, 573 nt
Organism: Dovyalis caffra
Lineage: Eukaryota; Viridiplantae; Streptophyta; Magnoliopsida; Malpighiales; Salicaceae
Source: the annotation of a GenBank genome assembly
AUGGACAUCUCUCUAAUUGCCGAUACAGUAACAAUAGCUACACAACAAACCCUAGGAUCUGCAAACUCGCUUCUUCUCCACCGGCAAACUUGCAUCAGCCUCGCAGAUCAAUCUUCCCAAAUCUGCGCCCUCAUCGUUGAUGCCUUGGCUCCCCCGCCGGUCAAAUCCAAGACCUCCCGCUGCAGUCGCCUCCGCAAACGGCAGCGGAUCAGGCGGAAAUCUCAAACUGACGGAGAUUCCGGUGAUUGCGGAGAGGAAUAUGGUUUUUUAGGAGGUGGUGAUGGUGAUGGUUUGUUUGGUAAUGGCGGGGGUGGCUGGGGCGAUUUUGGUGGUGGUGGGAGAGGGUGGAAUUUUGAUAAGUUCGGAGGGCACAAUUGGGAUGAAUCUUCGUGGUGGUUUUCUUCACGGUCUUCGGGUUUCGCAUAUGGGUUUGUUUACGAGGUGAUUUAUUGGAUUGCGUUAUCAAAUUGCGUGCAUUUUGCAUUUAAGAAGGUUGUUAGGACCGUGGCUGAUGGAAUUGGUGAUACCGGGAGAGGGAAAGUCGUGCCUUUGAGAUUGGCUAACGUGUGCUAA